ACCUGCGGUGACGCCCACUAUAUCGUUUGCGCCGCCACUUGAUGGCAUAUUCAUGUUGACUAUUGGCUGCGACCAAGAAGACUGUCCCUACACUAUACACAUCCCGGAAUUGCCAGAAAGCACUUCUAUUUCAUUGCAGGCGUUGGAACACAAUGCAUCGCCCGGAUCCGGAUACCGUUGAGGCUGAUACGCCACUCCUAAAGCAAGGGGUCCGUUCAAUCGGCAAGAAAGACGCACACUAUGGCACCAAGGAUAACAGUCAACAACAUUCAAAGGAUGCCUUCCCAGUUGCACACUGGACCUGGGCGAAGACUUAUAUUUCGUCCAAACACUUUCCGCAAACUAUUGCCCAUCGUGGCUACAAAGCGGUAUAUCCGGAGAAUACAAUGAAAGCCUUCGAGGGAGCCGUGGAGGUUGGAACUCAUGCGCUCGAAACUGACAUCCAUUUAUCGAAAGACGGUAUAGUUGUUCUAUCGCAUGAUCCUGAUCUCAAAAGAUGCUUUGGCGUCGAGAAGAAAAAGAUCAUUGAUUGCGACUGGGAUUAUCUGAAGACUCUGCGCACGCUCAAAUCGCCUCAGCAACCUAUGCCACAACUCCAUGAGCUGCUAGAGUACAUUGCACAGCCGGGUCUCGAGCAUAUCUGGAUCCUUCUCGACAUCAAAAUGGACAACAAUGCGGACGACGUUAUGCGAUUGAUUGCGAAGACACUCGAGUCCGUACACCCUGGUCAAACACCCUGGAAUCGAAGGGUUGUACUAGGAAUCUGGGCGGCGAAGUUUCUUCCCCUCUGCACGGAGUACUUACCGGGCUAUCCGGUGUCGCACAUCGGUUUCUCAACUACGUACGCCAGGCAAUUCCUGAAAGUGCCAAAUGUGUCAUUCAACAUGCUGCAAAGAGUCCUCAUAGGCCCAUUUGGCGCUCGUUUCAUACGAGAUGUGCGGAGAGCAAAGCGACCCCUUUAUGCUUGGACGAUUAACGAAGAGAACUUGAUGAGAUGGUGCGUGCGAAAAGAGCUCGACGGCGUCAUCACCGACGAUCCGAAGAGGUUCAAGCAGAUCUGCGACGAAUGGAACGAUGAGCGAGCAAAGCUUGCAAGGAUGACUUUGUGGCAAUCGCUAUACACGCUUUGGGUAUGGGUGUUGAUUACCAUUUUCUCGGUUCCCUUCAGGCGGAAAUUCCCGGAGACGACUGAACAGUUCAUUCGGGACCAGAAUGUGCGGGCUAAGGCGGCUUCCAAGGUCACAGACCUGUGAAGAGAUCAUGAGCUGCAGGGGAGAAUUUCGAGGCAUAGAGACCUGGAUUAUGAGCCGCGAGAUGACGCGAGUUCGACAGGCGAUAGUCCUCGUCGACCCGGUAAUGGCGGAGGUUGCAGGAGAUGAAAAGGACUUUUGCGAAGUCAUAAAAUCUCUGUUCUGGUCAUGCUUGUCUUAAAAUGGCUUUUUCCAGAGUAUACAAGACCACCAGAAUUGGAAAUAGGUUGAUAGAUUAGAGUCCUGCUUGUUGUCGGUACUUCCUUAGGACUCCACUGACGAAUCAAGGAAGCCGCCUGGAGGAUCUUGGCGGUCGCAGGACUAACCGGGGCAGGAAAUCUAGCA
Messenger RNA from Exophiala viscosa, 1595 nucleotides. Its product is annotated as glycerophosphoryl diester phosphodiesterase. The transcript is spliced from 3 exons. Lineage: Eukaryota; Fungi; Ascomycota; Eurotiomycetes; Chaetothyriales; Herpotrichiellaceae. Gene Ontology annotation, molecular function: phosphoric diester hydrolase activity. The coding region runs from base 153 to 1253 and encodes 366 amino acids. Gene Ontology annotation, biological process: lipid metabolic process. The record is from RefSeq and is a predicted model, not a curated record.